This is a messenger RNA of Gongylonema pulchrum, 615 nucleotides long. The record is from the annotation of a GenBank genome assembly. NCBI's taxonomy places the organism in Eukaryota, Metazoa, Nematoda, Chromadorea, Rhabditida, Gongylonematidae.
AUGGGUCGAUAUCCUCAGAAGGAGUGGCUCUUUGCAGCGAUUGGCCUCGCAAUGGAAGGGUUAAGUUGUUUUGCAGUACCAUUCACCAACACUAUCCUGCAACUUAUUUUGCCGCUUUCGACAAUUUGUUUCGGGAUUGCUUUAAUCGAUACAUCAUUGCUGCCGAUGCUUGGCUAUCUGGUAGAUACUCGUCAUGUCAGCGUUUAUGGAAGUGUUUAUGCGAUCGCUGAUAUAUCAUACAGUUUGGCUUACGCGUUUGGGCCAAUAAUUGCAGGAGAAAUUGUUUCAACGAUGGGCUUUGUGGCGCUUAACAUCAUCAUUUGUGUGCUGAAUUUGGCCUACACUCCAGUGCUUGCGCUGCUUCGACAAGUUUACCUCUAUCAGCCGUUCGAACAUAAGCAACAACGGCAACAAACUGUUUUGGAUGCUGAGUGCGGGCAGCUAAUAAGCGAUGCUAACUUGCCCGACACCACUAUGCAUAGCUUCGACAUGCCACAACUUCAAAACUACGGUGCUAUCCAGCAACAACAAUUUGAUGCCUCAAAUCAAUGGGGUGCACAACCGGAAUAUCCAGCUGGUUACAGUCCGGAUGACCCUUUGAAUGUGCAGUGGUAA